This is a messenger RNA of Emys orbicularis (European pond turtle), 2683 nucleotides long. Its product is annotated as C4b-binding protein alpha chain-like. The transcript is spliced from 12 exons. The record is from RefSeq and is a predicted model, not a curated record. Bases 133 to 2118 code for a protein of 661 amino acids. Lineage: Eukaryota; Metazoa; Chordata; Testudines; Emydidae.
UAUAAGCUGAUCGCUGGAAUUAGGCAAGGGAAUGUUACUUGUCUUGAAAAUUCGACAUGGUCUUCAGCUCCGAACUUUUGUCAGAAAGUUCGUUGUCCAGCUCCAGAUGUUAACAACGGAACACAGACACCGAUGCCUAGACCUGGAGAGGAGACCUAUGCGUUUGGGGACAGAGUUACAAUUGAAUGUGAUUUUGGGUAUGAUCUCAAAGGCAGUAUCAACGGAAAUGCUCAGAUACGCUGCAAACAUGAUGGCACAUGGGAUCCUGCCGUACCAGUUUGUGAACCAGUUUGUGCCCAACCCCUGAACAUCUCCCACGGCCAGUACAAUGACUGGGGCAAGAGAGUUUUUUUUGUUGGCUCAUCGGUAACUUACAAAUGUGACAGAGGCUUCUCACUUGUUGGAAAAGCCUCCAUUCAGUGUAUCUCUGGUGAUGAGGUCACUCCAACCUGGAGCGAGCCUACCCCUCAGUGCGAAGAGACUCAGUGUCCAGUCCCACAUAUUCAACAUGGAAGCCUGAAAUCUCCACUUCCACAUAACUAUACACACAGAACCAGUGUCACGUUUCAGUGUGAUCCUGGUUACAUCCUCAGGGGCCAUGAUAGGAUUCAAUGCCAAGCUGAUGGCAAGUGGUAUCCGCAGCUACCCGUUUGUGACCUAGUUUGUGCCCAACCCCCGAACAUCUCCCACGGCCAGUACAAUGACUGGGGCAAGAGAUUUUUUUUUGUUGGCUCAUCGGUAACUUACAGAUGUGACAGAGGCUUCUCACUUGUUGGAAAAGCCUCCAUUCAGUGUAUCUCUGGUGAUGAGGUCACUCCAACCUGGAGCGAGCCUACCCCUCAGUGCGAAGAGACUCGGUGUCCAGUCCCACAUAUUCAACAUGGAAGCCUGAAAUCUCCACUUCCACAUAACUAUACAUACAGAACCAAUGUCACGUUUCAGUGUGAUCCUGGUUACAUCCUCAGGGGCGCUGAUAGGAUUCAAUGCCAAGCUGAUGGCAAGUGGUAUCCGCAGCUACCUGUUUGUGACCUAGGGAGAUGUUCCUACCCGCCAGUACUUGCGUACGCUGACAGAAGCGAUCAGAGAGAGUUUCUAGUUGGUACCGUAGUGACCUACUCCUGCAGACCAGGUUACAGACGCAUCCCUGGAGUAUCUCCUCAUGUGACUUGUUUUACAAAUUUUACCUGGUCUAAAGUCUCAGAACUAUGUCAGAAGACUCGUUGUCCAAAGCCAGUGGUUGAAAAUGGAAAACAAAUCUCUCCAGUGAAAACUGAAUAUACAUAUGCCAACCGUGUUGUGUUUCAAUGUGAUCCUGACUACAUCCUCCGAGGCAGUGAGGGGAUUGUGUGCCGGAGCGAUGGGAUGUGGCACCCUCCAGUACCAUUUUGUGAUAAAUCCUGUGGCCGACCUCCAACUCUCAUGAACGGGCUGCACAAUGGUGGGAUGAAGGAAUAUUUCCCCUAUGAAUCUCAAGUGACCUAUAGCUGUGGAGACAGUUUAUCACUGAUUGGAGAGUCCUCCAUUUAUUGCACAUCUGAUGGGGUAAAUAUGAUGUGGAGCGGACCUGCCCCGCAGUGCAAAGUGGUUCGCUGUCCGAGGCCAGAGGUUGGAAAUGGAAGAGUGACGACUACAAGGCAAGCGUUCACAUACGGUGUCACUGUUCGGUUCUCUUGCCCGGAAGGCUACCUGCUCCAUGGCAGUCGAGUGAGUCAGUGUCAGGAUGACAACACCUGGAAUCCUCCUGUGCCAAGUUGUCAGCCAGUUCAGUGUUCAAAGCCAGACGUGCAGAAUGGAAGAAUGGUCAAUGCAUUAGAUGAGAAAAUGUGGUACAACGUAAAUGAAAGCAUUACUUUCAAAUGCUCUCCUGGGUACCAAUUUUCAGACCAUUGGUACUUGCCUACAACAGACAGCUUUAGUAUUACUUGUUCAGCCAACGGCAACUGGACAGCAUUACCCAAAUGUAAAAAGCAAAGCAAUACUGAAGAAUGUGCAGGAGCACGUGAGAGUAAGGAGUUUCUCCAUUGUGACGUGCCUCUGACGGAACUGAGAACCCUGCUGGAACUGAAGAAACUGUAUCUGGAGAUUCAGAAACUGAAGCGGGAGAUUAAAAAAUUGUAAUGACUAGCUGAAAUCUGUGAUCCUAAUUGUGUUAGGAAAGUGAAAGCAAGUAGAGGAACUAGAUUGAACUGUAUGAACUGAAGGUUUAUUUUCAUACAAGCUUCAGACCCUGUGCAGCUGGAAAUUUACAGCAACAACCUUCAGCUUUGCCAUAAUUGCUGCUUACAUUUAGCGUUUAUGCAUUGUAACACACUCAUUCACAGUGAGUGUAUGGCCAUUCUACUGUCUGAUUUACAUUAACCUUAAGGGCAGUGAUGUUCAUAACUCCCUGUGCACCACUGAAAAUCUAAGGGAUAGCAAAGCAAUCUUCCCUGUCCUCUGGAUUUAAACUCAGCUCAGCAGACUUUCUUCCCAGUCUGACCAGAUCUAGUUUUGAUUGAUACCAGUGUUAUUACCCGAGGCAUUUUUAUAUCUAAUCACACUCAAGAGUAGAUGGUAGAAAUUUAACUGUAGAGAAACAGCCUGCUAAGCCAUUUUCCCAUUGCCCAAUAAAUUGACCUAUACCUUUUGUGAUCAAGUCAUUAUUCCUGCAUUCCAGGGCUACAAUAAAAUGCAGUUGUUAUAA